Messenger RNA from Alligator mississippiensis (American alligator), 3757 nucleotides. RefSeq names its product tripartite motif containing 3 (gene TRIM3). The record is from RefSeq and is a predicted model, not a curated record. Gene Ontology annotation, biological process: proteasome-mediated ubiquitin-dependent protein catabolic process; negative regulation of translation; protein polyubiquitination. Gene Ontology annotation, molecular function: translation repressor activity; protein binding; ubiquitin protein ligase activity. The transcript is spliced from 12 exons. Bases 858 to 2840 code for a protein of 660 amino acids. Lineage: Eukaryota; Metazoa; Chordata; Crocodylia; Alligatoridae.
GACCCCACUGCCCCCAUAACCCCAAGGCGCUGUCCUACCUGCACACCUUUUGCGAGAGGUGAGCCCGCCCCGACCCGAUCGCCUCCAUGACCCCAAUGCGCUGCCCUUCCUGCACACCUGCGAGAGGUGAGCCCGCCCCGACCCGAUCGCCUCCAUGACCCCAAUGCGCUGCCCUUCCUGCACACCUGCAAGAGGUGAGCCCGACCCGACCCCGACCCCACUGCCCCCAUAACCCCAAGGCGCUGUCCUACCUGCACACCUUUUGCGAGAGAUGAGCCCGCCCUGACCCGACCGCCUCCAUGACCCCAAUGCACUGCCCUUCCUGCACACCUUCUGUGAGAGGUGAGCCCUCCCUGAUCCCGACUGCCCCCAUGACCCCAAUGCGCUGCCCUGCCUGCACACCUGCGAGAGGUGAGCCCGCCCUGACCCUGACUGCCCCCAUAGCCCCACGGUGCUGCCCUGCCUGCACACCUUCUGCGAGAGGUGAGCCCGGGCCCGACCCCAACUCUGACCACCCCCAUAACCCCAAGGCGCUGCCCUGCCUGCACACCUUCUGUGGGAGGUGAGCCUGCCCGGAUCCUGACCGCUCCUAUAACCCCAAGGCGCUGCCCUGCCUGCACACCUUCUGCGAGAGGUGCUGCCCUGCUUGCACACCUGUGAGAAGCGAACCUCGCCCCUGACCCCAACGUACCACAGCGCCAAGGUGCUGCUUCGAUCUGCACACCUGCAAGAGGUGUCUCCAGAACUAUAUCCCGCCCCAGAGCCUGACCCUGUCGUGCCCCGUGUGCCGCCAGACCUCCAUCCUGCCCGAGCGCGGCGUGGCCGCCCUGCAGAACAACUUCUUCAUCACCAACCUCAUGGAGGUGCUUCAGCGUGACCCCGAUCCUGCCACCGCCCGCGAUCCUGCCGCCGCCGUGCUUGGCUCCGUCAGCGCCGUCACCGGCCAGCCGCUCUCCUGCCCCAACCACGAGGGCAAGGUGAUGGAGUUCUACUGUGAGCCGUGCGAGACGGCCAUGUGCCGCGAGUGCACGGAGGGCGAGCACCGCGAGCACCGCACCGUGCCCCUGCGCGACGUGGUGGAGCAGCACAAGGCCGCGCUGCAGCAGCAGCUCGACGCCAUCAAGAGCAGGCUGCCCCAGCUGACGGCGGCCAUCGGGCUCGUGACGGAGAUCAGCCAGCAGCUGGCCGAGCGCAAGAACGACGCCGUCUCGGAGAUCUCCAGCACCUUUGAGGAGCUGGAGCGGGCGCUGCAGCAGCGCAAGGGCGUGCUGGUGCGUGACCUCGAGGCCAUCUGCGGGGCCAAGCAGAAGGUGCUGCAGGCGCAGCUGGAGGCCCUGCGGCAGGGCCAGGAGAACAUCGUGAGCAGCUGCACGUUCACGGAGCAGGCGCUGCACCACGGCACGGCCACGGAGGUGCUGCUGGUGAAGAAGCAGAUGAGCGAGCGGCUGAGCGAGCUGGCCAGCCGUGAGUUCCCCGAGCACCCGCACGAGAACGCCCAGCUGGACUGCGUGGUGGAGACGGACGGCGUGCGCAAGUCCGUGCUCAACCUGGGCGCGCUCGUCACCACCAGCGCCGUGGCCCACCGCACGGCCGCCACGGGCGAGGGGCUGCGGCACGCCGUGGUGGGGCAGCCCGCCUCGCUGGCCAUCACCACCAAGGACAAGGACGGCGAGCUGGUGCGCAGCGGCAGCGCCAGCCUGCGCUUCACCGUGACGGGGCCGGACGGCAGCACCGCCGAGAGCGAGGUGCUGGACAACAAGAACGGCACCUAUGAGCUGCUCUACACGCCACGCCAGGAGGGCGACUUCCUGCUCUCCAUCCUGCUCUACGGGCAGCCCAUCCGUGGCAGCCCCUUCCGUGCCAGGGCUGUCAAGGCCUCCGACGUGCCGCCCUCGCCUGACGACGUCAAGCGCCGCGUCAAGUCUCCCAGCAGCGGGCACAUCCGGCAGAAGGCCGUGCGCCGUCCCUCCAGCAUGUACAGCAGCGGCAAGAAGAAGGAGAACCCUAUUGAGGACGAGCUCAUCUUCCGCGUGGGGAGCCGCGGCCGGGAGAAGGGCGAGUUCACCAACCUGCAGGGCAUCUCCACCUCCAGCAGCGGGCGCAUCGUGGUGGCCGACAGCAACAACCAGUGUGUCCAGGUGUUCUCUAAUGAGGGGCAGUUCCAGCUGCGGUUCGGGGUGCGGGGUCGCUCCCCGGGGCAGCUUCAGCGCCCGACUGGCGUCACCGUGGACACUAAUGGCGACAUCAUCAUUGCCGACUACGACAACCGCUGGAUCAGCGUCUUCUCCCCCGAGGGCAAGUUCAAGACCAAAAUUGGGGCAGGGCGGCUGAUGGGCCCCAAGGGCGUGGCUGUGGACCGCAAUGGGCACAUCAUCGUGGUGGACAACAAGGCCUGCUGCGUCUUCACCUUCCAGCCCAACGGCAAGCUGGUCACCAAGUUCGGCAGCCGCGGUACGGCUGAGCGCCAGUUCGCAGGGCCACACUUCGUUGCUGUGAACAACAAAAAUGAGAUCGUGGUGACCGACUUCCACAACCACUCGGUGAAGGUCUUCAGUGCGGACGGCGAGUUCAUGUUCAAGUUCGGGUCCCACGGUGAGGGCAACGGGCAGUUCAACGCCCCGACUGGCGUGGCCGUGGACGCCAACGGCAACAUCAUCGUGGCCGACUGGGGCAACAGCCGCAUCCAGGUCUUCGACAGCUCGGGCUCCUUCCUGUCCUACAUCAACACGGCGGCCGACCCGCUGUAUGGACCCCAGGGGCUGGCGCUGACCUCGGAUGGACACGUGGUGGUGGCCGACUCCGGCAACCACUGUUUCAAGGCCUACCGCUACCUGCAGUAGCCGCCAGGCCGCGGGCGGCCAUGUCCUCGCCCGCCGGGCCUGCCCGCGCCAGCCGCCUGCCCACGUGCCACAGACGCUGGAGGCCGCAGCACCCUGGGCCCCUGCCCCGGCACAGCUCGGGGUCGGCGCCCCCUCGGCCUUCUCCGUGCCAGUGCCAGCAGCCGGGGGCUGCCCCCGUCCUGCCCCUGCGUCGCCUGCCUUGGGUGCUGCUGGGGCCUGGGUCCAGGGGAGGUGCUAGUGGGGCUGGGGGCUGCUCCCCCUGCCGUGGCUCUGUCCCCCUCUCCCCAACCGCGCGGGUGUGAUCUGCACUUUAUUGCCAGUGCUGGGGCAGGGCCAGGUGCCGGGGGGACUCCUGCCCCUGUGCCCCCCAGUGAGGCCAAGGCUGUCCUGGGUUCAUCCUGCCUGUGCAGGGACCUGCUGGAGCCGAGGAGGGGGGCGGGGCUGGGGCAAACCAGGGGGGGGGUCCUGGAGCUGCCCCCAUCUCCUCUGUUGUGUAGGAGACGGUGCUUCCCUGGCCCUGGGGGGCGGUGCUGGGGGGUUGUGGGGUGUGAGCAUGGAGCCUUGUGCACGGUGGGGGGGAAUGGGUCUAGCCCCUGCCCCCUCAUCCUGGGUUCAGCUGUGCCCCCCUCCCUUUCCUUCCCUUCCCUUCCUCUCCCUCCUUGCAACCCAUGAAUAGUGGUUUUGCACCCCCUCUUCCUGGCACCAGCUGCCCCCUCAGCAAUAGCAGCAGUCCCCCACCCCCCGGGGCUGUGGAAACAGCAGGGGGUCCAGACCCCUGCCCCCCACCACAGGCUCCCCCUGCCCCCUCCCCCGCUUCGAGCCCCUGCCUGGGGCCAGCCAGUGCCCCCACCCGCCGGCCCCGCGGUGCCGCCAUACGCUAACAAACUAUAUGUACAAAAUAAAGUAUUCUGAACAGA